CGGCCAUCUACAUCCAUUCUUCUCUUCCGUGCACGCGCAUCACGUUAGACGGUCAAUUGCCUUUACAGCCGCUUGUACUUUACCCUUUCAAAUACCUACAGGCCACUCCGACCUUCAUCAUGAGCGAUACCACCGCCAACACUGAGGCUGCGCCUGCCGUCGAGAAUGUUCAGACCGAGGUCCAAACCGAGACUGUAGAGGCCCCCGUCGCUGAGGCUGCCCCCGCCGCCGAGGAGGCUCCCAAGACUGAGGAUGCCAGCAAGGAGGAGGAGAAGAAGCCUGAGGCUACCAAGUCUAUCGACCGCGCCGACUACAAGAACAACAGGAAAUACGAUCCUUCGACCCAGCCCGUCACUGACGAUCCCGUCAAGAUCCGCAACCAGGUCGAGUUCUACUUCAGCGACAGCAACCUCCCUACCGAUAAGUUCAUGUGGGAGACGACCGGAGGCGUGGAGAACAAGCCCGUUUCGCUCAAGACCAUCUGCAGCUUCAAGCGCAUGCAGAUGUUCCAGCCCUACUCGGCCGUCGUCGCUGCGUUGAAGGAGAGCGCCUUCUUGGAUGUGUCUGGCGAGGAGGGCCAGGAGACGGUCAAGCGCAAGAAGGCCUACACUUCGUCCUCUGAUGCGCAAAAGGCCCGUCUGGCUGCCAGCGUUUACGUCAAGGGUUUCGGCGAAGAGACCGGAUCCACUCAGUUCGACAUCGAGGCUUUCUUCACCAAGUUUGGUCAGGUCAACCUGGUGAAGCUGAGGCGUAACGAGGAGAACAAAUUCAAGGGCUCGGUCUUCGUUGAGUUUAAGACGGAAGACGAAGCCAACGCCUUUGUUGCCCUGAACCCCGCCCCCAAGUGGCAGGACCAAGAGCUCGUCAUCAAGAAGAAGAAGGACUACCUGGACGAGAAGACCCAGCUCAUUAAGGAGGGCAAGAUGGAGCCCGGCACCAGCAAGAAAAAGAUCUUCUUCGAGGGCAGCAUCAAGGGUGCCGAACGUGGCCGCGGACGUGGCGGCCGCAGCGGUGGUGACAAGGGUGACUGGAAGUCGCGUCGUGAUAACGACCAGAGAAACGGCUUCAAGGGUGGCCGUGGUCGUGGAAGGGGUGGCCGCGGUGGCCGUGGCGGCCGUGGUGGUCGCGAUAACCGUGACCGCAACAACGAUAACAACAACAAGCGUGCCCGUGAAGAUGACGGAGACAAGAGUGCUGAGCCAGCGGCGAAGAAGGUCGACACUAAGACUGAGGCUGUCGAGCAGCAAUAGAAGGCCGACAUUGGUAUGCUCCAAGUUCUGGGCCGGACGGACUGAUGACUUGUUCCUGAUGAAUAAUUGUCGAGGCUGUAAAACAUUCGGACGGCGUUAUAUGGGUGGUGUUUGUUUUAAACUUAAAAGGGCAGGUAUUUCGUACUACAACAUCCGAUAUUGACCUUGAUAGCGUGCUGUGGUUAUUGCAUGCAAAUAUAUACGCAGUAUAAAGGCGAUGGUUCUAGAAGUAAGCAUUGUAUUACUUUUGCUAGACCAGUUGAGUGAAUGGACUACU
This is a messenger RNA of Neurospora tetrasperma FGSC 2508, 1527 nucleotides long. RefSeq lists its product as uncharacterized. NCBI's taxonomy places the organism in Eukaryota, Fungi, Ascomycota, Sordariomycetes, Sordariales, Sordariaceae. The transcript is spliced from 3 exons. Gene Ontology annotation, cellular component: nucleus. Gene Ontology annotation, biological process: RNA processing. Gene Ontology annotation, molecular function: mRNA binding. The coding region runs from base 120 to 1250 and encodes 376 amino acids. The record is from RefSeq and is a predicted model, not a curated record.